Messenger RNA from Haliotis rufescens (red abalone), 873 nucleotides. Its product is annotated as keratin-associated protein 16-1-like. Bases 1 to 873 code for a protein of 290 amino acids. The transcript has a single exon. Lineage: Eukaryota; Metazoa; Mollusca; Gastropoda; Lepetellida; Haliotidae. The record is from RefSeq and is a predicted model, not a curated record.
AUGCAACCGGCACCCUGUGACACCCAGCCCUACACAUCUGACACAUGUACCAUCAGCCGUAUACACCCGGCACCCUGUGACGCCCAACCCUACACAUCUGACACAUGUACCAUCAGCCGUAUACAACCGGCACACUGUGACACCCAGCCCUACACAUCUGACACAUGUACCAUCAGCCGUAUACACCCGGCAUCUUGUGACGCCCAGCCCUACACAUCUGACACAUGUACCAUCAGCCGUAUACACCCGGCAUCUUGUGACGCCCAGCCCUACACAUCUGACACAUGUACUAUCAGCCGUAUACAACCGGCACCCUGUGACACCCAGCCCUACACAUCUGACACAUGUACCAUCAGCCGUAUACAACCGGCACACUGUGACACCCAGCCCUACACAUCUGACACAUGUACCAUCAGCCGUAUACACCCGGCAUCUUGUGACGCCCAGCCCUACACAUCUGACACAUGUACCAUCAGCCGUAUACACCCGGCAUCUUGUGACGCCCAGCCCUACACAUCUGACACAUGUACUAUCAGCCGUAUACAACCGGCACCCUGUGACACCCAGCCCUACACAUCUGACACAUGUACCAUCAGCCGUAUACACCCGGCACCCUGUGACGCCCAACCCUACACAUCUGACACAUGUACCAUCAGCCGUAUACAACCGGCACACUGUGACACCCAGCCCUACACAUCUGACACAUGUACCAUCAGCCGUAUACACCCGGCAUCUUGUGACGCCCAGCCCUACACAUCUGACACAUGUACCAUCAGCCGUAUACACCCGGCAUCUUGUGACGCCCAGCCCUACACAUCUGACACAUGUACUAUCAGCCGUAUACACCCGGCACCCUGUGACACCCAGCCCUAA